Messenger RNA from Strongylocentrotus purpuratus (purple sea urchin), 2140 nucleotides. It is a transcript of the gene ppil1, whose product is annotated as peptidyl-prolyl cis-trans isomerase-like 1. Gene Ontology annotation, cellular component: catalytic step 2 spliceosome. The record is from RefSeq and is a predicted model, not a curated record. The coding region runs from base 85 to 573 and encodes 162 amino acids. The transcript is spliced from 3 exons. Lineage: Eukaryota; Metazoa; Echinodermata; Echinoidea; Camarodonta; Strongylocentrotidae. Gene Ontology annotation, molecular function: peptidyl-prolyl cis-trans isomerase activity. Gene Ontology annotation, biological process: protein peptidyl-prolyl isomerization; protein folding.
CGAUGCGUCUGAACACAAAACUAUACUUUGGCGUUUGGAUCAAAAUUACUGAGAGUACUGACCACGUUUUACAGUCCAGAAAUCAUGUCUUCAAACGUUAAUCCUCCAAAAGUAUGCUUAGAAACAAGUAUGGGAAAGAUUUCUGUGGAACUGUACUGGAAUCAAGCUCCGAAGACUUGCCAAAACUUUGCAGAGCUAGCAAGAAGAGGAUAUUACAAUGGUGUCAAGUUUCAUAGGAUCAUCAAGGAUUUCAUGGUACAAGGAGGAGAUCCCACAGGAACAGGGCGUGGCGGAAACUCCAUCUGGGGGAAGCAGUUUGAGGAUGAGAUCACAACAGACCUGAAACACACGGGGGCUGGAGUCCUGUCCAUGGCAAACAGUGGACCCAAUUCCAAUGGAAGCCAGUUCUUUCUCUCCCUGGCCCCCACCCAGUGGCUAGAUGGCAAGCACACCAUAUUUGGACGAGUGAGCGACGGAAUCAGCGUCCUGAAGCGUCUAGGCAUGGUCCAGACCGAUAUGGAUGACAGACCUAGAGUGGACAUUGCUAUAGUGAAGGCAUACCCAGAAGCAUGAUGAACACUUAUUUCAUAAUAGACAAUUGUUUCGAGGAUAUACUCCAUAUGCUCGAGUGUGAACCGAGGGAGAGAAGUUGAGAUUUAUUCAUGUGCUCAAGAUGAUGGUUUCAACUGGUCAUUUGGAAUGGAAGGAUCAAUGCUGUGUUGCAUCUGGAUGAAGUGUUGUCCGUCACAUCAAUCUAGAGCUUAAAAUGGUAUACCUCCAUUUGAUAGGUUGAGGGCUUUCAUUCCGAUUUGACGGCAGGGUUACUAGAACCAUUGGUCUGUCCUGGAUAAGUCCUAUAUCAAUCCUAGUUCAGAACCUCAGGUCCAAUGUAUUCUGGAAUUACUUCAAAAAAUCUGUCCUACCAGUAUUUUAUUAAAAUUUAGAACCAAUCAGUCUUGAAAUCAUUGAUUUGUACGAAAAAAUCUUGUCAAAAAAUAAUGUUAGCAUGUGAAUAAACAUGAGAAAGACGUUUUGUCAAGAAACCACCAGUAUUCUUAUUUUGCUGUUUUAAUAGCAUUUCAUUUGAGAAUAUAGUUGUGAAUAUUUGGGAAAUUUCAAGUUUUAAGACUCAAUGUCAGUGAAAUAAAUAAGUUUUUUCCAGCGUCUAAAAAGGAAGAGAAAUACAUGAAUAAGGAGAGUGGUUCCUUCACUAUUAAUUUAGAAAAACAUCAUUGACAUCAAGAAGUGCCAGUUUCCAGGCAUUUGCCUGAUUUUUGUUCAUGCACUGUUAUUUUUCUGUUUUGGGCAUAUUUCCCCCUACCCUCAUUGUGUAAUAUGUAUGGGCCUUUCUACAUUUAUAAUCGAGUAGGCUCUUUUAAGCUACUUUUUCAUCCCUGCCGAUUAAGGCUUACCGGUAAGUGAGGGGAAGCACAGCAUACCCAAUCAGGAAUAUGUAGAUAUAUUGGAGAAUUCAAGAUCUCUAAUUAUAUAACCAGAAUCUUUAAUGAAUUAACAACCGUUUUUGUGGAAUGAAUUUUUGGCUUGAUGGUGUUGUGAUUCAAUAUUUCUGUGAAUCUGGACCAUGCGAGAAAUAUACAAAAUUUGCUGGUUUCACAGUAUAUUAAAAACAGUGUGAUUACGUAGUAGUUACCUCGAUAUAAUCAGUACAUUUUUACUUCUUUAGUUUUAAUGUUUCAUUAGGCAAAUAUAAAGUGAUAAAGAAGGCAGCUGACAAGUGUGAAUAAAUGUAAUUUCCUAAAAUUUCUUCUAAUAAAUGGUCUUUACACAUUUCCAAUUUUUGAUCAAAGAUAUUUCAAUGUAAAGUCACUUUCUGAAUCUGACCAUUCAGGAAUUCAAAAUCUGGAAAAGUUGUAGAAAUUAAAAACUCCCAUUUACAAUGAUUUUUAAUCAUUCUUGUUUUUUUAGUACUCUUCUUUGUACAAUCGUGCAUGUAUACUUUGAACUGUACAGUACAAAGGAAACUUAUUAGAACGAGGAGAGGACCAUGGAAAUUAUCUGUUUAUAACAGGUGUCUUGUUAAAUAAGGGAUUUAAAAAUGAAGUUGAGCUGGUUCCAUCAAAAUGAUCUCAUAUUGUCGAGUACCAUAAUUAUAUCAGAGCUCUUUUUACUGAUUUUCAAA